UUGAUCAGAAAACCAAAAUGGUGUCGAUUCUGUUUGUAAUAGGCCUAAUUUUGUAGGUUUUCAACCGGCUUUUUGCUCUUUUAAUUAAGUUUAUUAGUUAUUGCGUUGAUUUAUUCAUUUGAAACUGAAAUAUUUUAUGAAAAUGUGUGUGGUGUUUAAAGAAUUCAUUCUUCGUAGUUUCUCUAGCCCCUAUACCGUACUUAACACUUUAGCCCCUAUGAUGAAUUAGAAAAGCAUUUCAUCAAUAAUGAAGGUCUUCAGCAGUACCAAAGACAACCAAAUGGUUGUUACAAAUGUGAAAGAGCAAGUGACAAAUUCUAUAAUUACCAAUCGUCAGAAUGGGCAGGUGAUGUUAUUAAAUACAUCUGCAAUACAGACUUCAAUAUCUUCUCAAAUGAAUCAAAGCAUACUGAUCAGUACGUCACCACCACAAAUGGCGAACAUGUCAAGCUCAGGAAAAAAUGACAUUCUUGUUUCAAACGUUCACCUAGUUUCAGCUCUCCAGUCUCCAAUCAUCUGGCCCGGGGAUGCUUCCAUAAAAAAGGCUACUGACAAGACAGGAAAAGACAAUGAACGUGUAACCAGAGCCAAUCCUACAAGCAUAAUUGCCAACGAUGCCACCGCGACUGCGGCCCCUACCUUCCUCACAAUCAUGGCUCCUCAAAGCAACUCUGUUUUCAACGCCUCGCAACCUGCUCCUCAGUUUAUAAUGUUAGGUGAACUGGCUCCAAACCAAAUAUUAUUGUCAAGCCCUGGCGUUGGCGUUGAUGAGAAUGCAGAGAUAAUCCAGUGCAAGCAGUUGAACAACAGUGAACCAAUAAAAAUGGAACCAAAGGUGGCAACCAAUGUGCUCGUUAUUAAUGAGGCGAGGGCCAAUGCUAAAGCCAAUGCCAAUGCAUGUGGCCAAGUGAAGCAGUCAAAGCUAGUCAAUGCUCUUCCUGCCACUGAUGUGGGUGCGCAUGUUGGAGUAUCAGAAGGACGGACAACUUCAAAAAAGCGUAGUAGAAAAGUGAACGGCGUAACACAAACGACGUCAGAUAUCCAAACUCAUUCAUCCACAAACAGCCAAUCAACUGUCUCCAUUUCUAAGCUAAUACCUCCUACUGAUUUGCAAACUCAAGCUGCAACUUUGCCACCUAACAACCAGACUACAGAUGGAAGCAAUGACAUGGGCUACACAGCUCAGCUGUUGUCUCAACUGACCAACACAGCUGUUGAGCUGCCGGCAAUCAGCUGUUCGCAGGUGUCGUCCGUGCUGUCGGCCCUUGAACCAGCUGGCAACAGCUGUGCCAGCAUCGACAAGCAGACCCAAACCAUUGAAUGUCUGCGGACCCUUCAAGCGAGAGCAACCCUUGAAGAGAGAGUAACCCCUCAAGAGAGAGCAAACCUUCAAGCGAGAGCAACCCGUCAAGCGAGAGCAGCAGCUGAAGCGAAACGAGCGCCCAGAGAACCAAACUGUGACUCGGAAGAGAUGAAACAUUAUCUCAGAGCUCAGUAUUCGGUUUUGAAGCAAGAAGACCUUGCCAAUAAUCUACCAGGAAUUUAUCAAUGUUCCGAAUGUAUUUACCUGAGCACAAACUCAGCUAAUGUAGGGACACAUUUCGAGCGUUUUCAUCACCUCAAGUCGACUGUAGCCACAUUGCCGAAAAGGAAUACUUUGAAAUGCGUCGGGUGCAGUAAUGUCUUCUACUCAAAACAUUCUCUGCAGGUACAUCUUGUACAAGAUCAUGAAGUCUCUGGCGCUGAAGUAAGUAUGAUGACGGACAUCAUAGUGAAACCACAGAUACCUGAAACUGGGCCAAACGAACCAACAAAAGAAGAAGAAACAAAUACCUACAACAAAGAGCAGAAUACUGACAGAACGAUACCAAAAUCUUCUGUUUCAAAAUCAAAUUACUACAUUGCCAAAAGUCUUGUCAUCGAUUUGAGAAGACCGAUGCAAAGCAAGUCUCCCGUUAUAGCGGCCACUGCUACCUGUGUGCAUUCCGAGACUCGCAACUCAAAUGAAGGAUCGACUACAAUUGACUCCACAGAGUUGACCAAUUCGCAAUACUUGGUCGAUCUCACAGCUCAGUUUUCAGCUGCCGCUCAGAAACUACCACUAACUAACACACAGCAAGAUGAAAAUAAUAGAGACGUCGUCACUAAGGAUGAGAAAACUGUUGAAGAUGCUCUCAAAAUGAAAGUGAAUGACAAUGAAGAUAAACCAACAAAUCAACAAAAUAUUCCGAUUGUCGAAAUGGAAGUGAAUGAAACGCCUAUUAGCCGUAGUAAAUCCGAUGUGGAGACAAGAGAGAAGUUCACCUCGCCUGCUAAAAAACGUGGGAGACCAAGUAAAUCAAAAAGCUCUAGGAUCAAAAAGUCUGUGACUGACGGAGAGACGGAAGAUGACUAUGCUGUGAGAGAAUGCGGCAUUGAUGGGUGUGAGUUGAGGUACGAGCACGGAUCAAACCUGGUGUACCACCAGCAGUGCCAUGACAAGAGCAAAGCCGGCCAACUGGCAUUCACGUGCGCCGAGUGUGGGGCGAGCCAGUCCAAGUGGCCGAGCAUGGCGAUCCACCUGUGGAGGGUGCACAACAUCGACAUGGAGCUGAUCUCAUGCGAGCAGUGCAGUUACAAGACCUACUUCACCAAGCACAUGACCACGCAUGCGCUCACACACGGCGAUCUGCGCCCGUUCCUCUGUGACAACUGCGGCAAGGGAUUCAAAACACGCAAGCAGAUGCAUAAUCACAAGGUGCUGCACAGAAGCAAUGUUGGAGAGGAAAGUGGCGAAGGUGAAGGCGAUGCGAGCAAAACGAGCAAGUUUGCUUGCACAAUAUGCGGCCGCAAAAUGAAGGACACCCGCAAUCUCAGGCUGCACAUGGAAAAUGUUCACCACAAGAUGCGUCGCUUCUUCUGUACAUUUUGUAGCUAUACCACCUACUCCCGAGGAUCAUUGCUCAUACACCAACGCAUACAUACUGGUGAAAAGCCGUUCAAAUGCGACUCAUGUGUUUAUGCCACAUCUGACCAUAACUCGUUACGCCGACAUAAAAUGCAGCACUCAGGCAAUAAGCCCUACAACUGUCCGCACUGCAGCUAUGCCUGUAUUCAGGCCUCCACCUACAAGACUCAUCUUAAAAGCAAACAUCCAGGUAUGUUCAGUUCAAUUGAAACUUUGCGCAUCUUACAACAAAUUCAGAAUUUUUCUUAUGUGGAAGCUGCUUUCUAAGGAACAUGUUGAAAUUACUGAAGACUUCUUCUGUAGCAGAGGUCCUUAGUUCUGAAAACGUACAUAUUUCUUAUUUGUAAAAUAACACAAUA
Molecule: messenger RNA, 3306 nt
Organism: Nilaparvata lugens (brown planthopper)
Lineage: Eukaryota; Metazoa; Arthropoda; Insecta; Hemiptera; Delphacidae
Product: zinc finger protein 236
Exons: 14
Coding region: 248-3214 (988 amino acids)
Biological process (GO): regulation of DNA-templated transcription
Molecular function (GO): RNA polymerase II cis-regulatory region sequence-specific DNA binding; DNA-binding transcription factor activity, RNA polymerase II-specific
Source: RefSeq, a predicted model, not a curated record